AUGGCUUGUUUUAUGGUUUACGUCCUCUUCGGCACCAUCGUUUUCUCUGCUAUCGAGCUGCCCUGGGAAAUCAAGAUGAGGGAGGAGCUGGAAGCCAUGAAGUUCAGGUUUUUGAGGAGGCACGGCUGCCUGGUGGAGGUGGAGCUGGACGCCUUCCUGCGCACUGUGCUGGAUGCCAGUAAUUACGGUGUCUCCGCCUUGAGAAAUGUUUCUGAUGAUCAGAACUGGGACCUGCCCUCCUCUCUGUUCUUUGUCAGCACAGUGCUUACCACCACUGGAUACGGACAUAGCGUCCCCUUUACCAGUGGAGGGAAGGCCUUCUGUAUGCUCUACUCUGUGCUGGGGAUCCCCAUCACCUUCCUGCUCCUUACCAGCCUGGUGCAACGCCUCAUGUUUUAUGUGCACAGGGUGCCCAUCAACUACAUCCACACCCAGUGGGGCCUCUCGUUGCCGCUGGUGGCAUGGAUUCACGCUCUUGUCAUCGGGAGCAUCGUGGUCAGCUGUUUCUUCCUGAUCCCAGCCAUUGCGAUCAUGGCCAUGGAGAACGACUGGGACUAUCUGCAGUCUCUCUAUUUCUGCUUCAUCUCCCUCAGCACAAUUGGCCUUGGGAACUACGUCCCAGGGAAGAGCAGCCGCCACCCGAACCUUCAGCACCUCUACAAGGUCGGCAUCGCAUGUUACAUGGUGAUUGGCCUGGUCGGUCUGCUGAUCGUGCUAGAGACCUUCUAUGAACUCCAGGAGCUGCAACAUUUUGUCAAACUCAUUAUGGGCCACCCAGACAAGGAGAGCCAUCUAUACCUCACUGAACAGGAAGUGGCCAUUACUGCCCCGAAGCUGGACGCUGGCGGCAGCCUCGAAAACGAUGAAAAAGGGGCCAGCAAUCCUGAGGAGGCUUCACCCUGCACAACAGCCGAAAUCUCACCAGAAAAAUGA
Messenger RNA from Carcharodon carcharias (great white shark), 933 nucleotides. RefSeq names its product potassium channel subfamily K member 1-like. Bases 1 to 933 code for a protein of 310 amino acids. Gene Ontology annotation, biological process: potassium ion transmembrane transport; stabilization of membrane potential. Gene Ontology annotation, molecular function: potassium ion leak channel activity. Lineage: Eukaryota; Metazoa; Chordata; Chondrichthyes; Lamniformes; Lamnidae. The record is from RefSeq and is a predicted model, not a curated record. The transcript has 3 exons. Gene Ontology annotation, cellular component: membrane.